Molecule: messenger RNA, 1771 nt
Organism: Phragmites australis (common reed)
Lineage: Eukaryota; Viridiplantae; Streptophyta; Magnoliopsida; Poales; Poaceae
Product: serine/threonine-protein kinase AFC3-like
Exons: 12
Coding region: 191-1342 (383 amino acids)
Biological process (GO): protein phosphorylation
Cellular component (GO): nucleus
Molecular function (GO): ATP binding; protein kinase activity
Source: RefSeq, a predicted model, not a curated record
CAGACCGCCCCACAACACAGAAAAAUUUGAGCCCAUACGCGUCCAUCACCGACCCAUCCCCUCUCCUGCUCACUUCCAUCUGGGCCCCAGCUCGCCACGCCUCCCCGCCACCACCUCGCCGCCGUUUGCGCCCCUUCGACCUCGCCUUUCUCCCUAGGGUUUCUCUCUCCUCCCAAUCGGAUCGGGAGCCAUGGAGUCGCGGCCGCGGAAGCGCACGCGCCAAGCGUAUGACGGCGCCGCCGCGCCGCCGCCGGAGCGGGAGGUGAGGGGCGGCGCGUCGCCGCCGUGGAGGGAGGACGACCGCGACGGCCACUUCGUCUUCGAUCUCGGCGAGAAUUUGACCCGCCGAUACAAAAUCUUAAGCAAAAUGGGAGAAGGUACUUUUGGGCGAGUUUUGGAAUGCUGGGAUCGUGAAACACGUGAAUAUGUUGCCAUAAAAGUUGUUCGGAGCAUCCGCAAGUACCGAGAUGCUGCAAUGAUCGAGAUAGAUGUGCUUAACCGCCUUGCAGAAAAUGAAAGAUACAGAUCACUCUGUGUCCAGAUUCAAAGGUGGUUUGACUAUCACAAUCAUAUAUGCAUUGUUUUUGAGAAGCUUGGGCCAAGCUUGUAUGAUUUUCUAAAGAGAAAUAGAUAUCAACCUUUCCCUAUGGAACUUGUGCGGGAGUUUGGACGGCAACUGUUGGAAUCUGUAGCAUAUAUGCAUGAGUCACGGCUUAUCCACACUGAUCUGAAGCCAGAAAACAUACUUCUUGUGUCUUCUGAGUAUAUAAAAGUUCCAAGUUCGGAGAAGAGUUCGCAAGAUGAGAUGCAUUUCAAGUGCUUGCCAAAGUCCAGUGCCAUAAAGCUGAUAGAUUUUGGUAGUACCGCCUUUGAUAAUCAAGAACAUAAUUCGAUUGUUUCUACGAGGCAUUACAGGGCACCUGAAAUAAUCUUAGGCCUAGGCUGGAGUUUUACAUGUGAUAUUUGGAGUAUUGGCUGUAUUCUCGUUGAGCUAUGCUCAGGGGAAGCAUUGUUCCAGACACAUGAGAACCUGGAGCACCUAGCUAUGAUGGAGAGGGUUUUGGGACCACUACCAGAGCACAUGAUACGGAAUGCCAGUUCGUCAGCUCAGAAAUAUUUUAGGAGAGGAACACGUUUAAAUUGGCCUGAAGGUGCUGUUUCAAGAGAAAGCAUCAGAGCAGUGAGAAAACUUGAUCGACUAAAGGAUUUGGUAUUGAGGAAUGCUGACCAUUCAAGGGCAGCACUGGCGGACUUGCUAUAUGGCCUUUUAAGAUUUGAGCCAUCAGAGCGCCUUACUGCCCAAGAAGCUCUAGACCAUCCAUUCUUCAGAAAUCCAACAUGACUGUUUGAAAAAGGCUUGACUCCGCCCCUUCUAAUAUGCACAACAAGAAGUUCUGAAGAAGCAGCUGUUAUGAAGCAGAAGGCUUUUUGGUAAUCUGUACCAUAAAAUUUCUGUGAGCUGAGCAAUAUGACUUGUAGUGAUAAAGCUGAUGUUUCAGUCGCCCAAUGUAAUGUACACUAGCAUUUGUUCUAGGGAGCAUAGUAGUAACUUGUACAUUGUUAGUUUGGAUGCCCUGCGAGCUGCAUCCCGGCCCUCACCUCAUCGAUUAAAACAAGUACAGAGGCCGUCCCAUAUGAUUGUAUCAGCUCCUUCCAUAUGAUUGCCGUGCUGUUGGAAUUUGGACAGCAUGGGCCAUGUGGUUGUGGGCCUUGUGGCUUGUUGCGUUCAAAUCCCAUGUUGAAGGGUGUGGAAAAGCCGAGAUGUCUUCUC